UCACAUCUGGUUUACAAAACAAUCUCUCCUGUCCAUCAUAUAUCUCAACAGGACUAUCCUAACACCAUAAAAAGCCGUGCUACCAGAUCCUCUAUUUUUCCUCUUCCCCUCCCCUCCAUAAUUUCCAUUUCUUCAUUUCUGACAGAUUUCCCCCCUCUGCUCAGGUCUUGUGACCCCACAGCCUUGAUCUGUGCCUUGUUUGGUUCCCCCCGCUGUUUCCUCUUCGUUUCUGCCUUUUUGACCACUACCUCCCUCAGCCCUGUUUUUUGCCCAUCCCAGGCUUUAUCCCUUCAUCACUGAUCUCCCUUCAUCCCUCCAAUCCUCAUCUGUUCCUCAUAGGAGCAGUGGGCUGAGUGGGCGACGGACAAACAUCACGCUGUGUGUGACACCAAAAGUGAAUGAGUGGAGGAGCCGUGGAAACACACUGGCAAGACUUAUGACAACGACCCGAGGAAGGAGAGUGAACGAAGAGUGAUAAGAGGUCUGCACACCUUGAGAGGAGCCUUUCACUGGAGUUUCAGCUUUGUGAGCAUCUCUCCUUGCAUUUGGUAGUGACGGUGCCUGACAACUACUGCCAUGGGUGAAAUGGAGCAAUUGCGAAAGGAGGCAGACAGCCUCAAAGACCAGAUUACGGCAGCUCGAAAGGCAGUUCAGGACACCACACUGCAGGAGGCAGCAGGUGGGAUCAGUGUGGUGGGACGUGUGCAGAUGAAGACCAGGAAAACUCUGAGGGGUCACCUUGCCAAAAUUUAUGCCAUGCACUGGUCCACCGAUGCUAAGCUGUGUGUCAGCGCCUCACAAGAUGGGAAACUCAUAGUGUGGGACACCAUCACAACCAACAAGGUGAACGCCAUCCCCCUGAAGUCUUCAUGGGUGAUGACGUGUGCCUAUGCACCUUCAGGAAACCUUGUGGCAUGUGGCGGCCUGGACAACAUGUGCUCCAUCUACAACCUGAAGGGCAAAGAUGGGAAUGUGAAGGUGAUGCGUGAACUGGCAGCACACACUGGUUACCUGUCAUGCUGUCGCUUCAUCAGCGACAGUGAAAUCAUCACCAGCUCAGGGGACUGCACUUGUGUCCUUUGGGACAUUGAGACCGGGACCCAAAAGACCGUGUUUGCUGGACAUCAGGGGGACUGCAUGUCUCUGGCCGUGUCCCCCGACUUUAAGUUUUUCAUCUCAGGGGCUUGUGACUUCACCGCCAAGCUGUGGGACAUUAGGGAGGGCACUUGCAGACAGACCUUCGGAGGUCAUGAAAGUGACAUCAAUGCCAUUGGGUUCUUCCCGAAUGGCAAUGCUGUGCUAACAGGAUCUGAUGAUGCAACCUGCAAGCUAUACGACCUUCGAGCCGAUCAGGAGCUCAUCACCUACCAGGACUCCAGCAUCAUGUGCGGGGUGACCUCUCUGGCCCCCUCUCUGUCUGGUCGACUGAUCCUGGCUGGCUAUGAUGACUUUAAUGUCAACAUCUGGGACUCGCUUAAAGCUGAGAGAGUGGGUGUGCUGGCCGGUCACGACAACAGAGUGAGCUGCAUCGGUGUAUCUACAGACGGCAUGGCAUGCUGCACAGGAUCCUGGGACAGCUUCCUUAAGAUAUGGAACUGAGGCGGUUCCUCAUCACUGAGCAGAAAGUAGUUAAAACAUCUGCCUGGCAGAAAAAUGAAGAUUAGGAGUUUAAGUGAGAGACAAGAAGCCACAUAGGGUGAGAGGAGGGUGUUUAUUUGUGCCAAGUCCUAUCUUAUGUUGGAGACGGAAUCUAAGGGAAAGGGUUUUCUCUUCUUGUCACAGUGCGUCCUUACCUUCCUUCUGACUAUGGGGAAAUUUGUGACUCAAAGGGGGGUGGGGGUGGGGGUCUCAGAAAUUGCUUGUCCUAAUAGCUAUUUAUCUUGUGGUUCAGAUUGACAACAGGCAGGAGUCUUCAAAGGGUCUCCAAACAACAAAUGUGUUGCCUCGUGGACAUGGCAGCACCCAAGAUGAGGCAGAAUUGAAAAUAAGCGACAUGUGUGAAGUCAAACAAGCUCUUCUUAGGGGUUGGUUCUGAUAUAGAGAUAAUCAUUGAAAUGAUGUAGUUUUUAGAUUUUUUAGAUUCCCUAACUAACAGGUUUUCAUUUUCUACUGUUAAAGCUGUAGUUUGCUGAAAUCAACAUGUAUGUUUUGACUGAUUUAAGUGGAUUUGUCAGAUUUUAAGUACUUUUACAGUAGGAAAAUGUUUUAAGAUCUACUUGAGAAAGAAACUGGUUCACGGUGCACUUAAAAAAUAAAAAUUAAAAAAAGACUCAUUCUCAGAACAUCCCUUUGAACAAGGGUUUUGAGUAUUUGCAGAUUACUUUUUACCCAUCAUUCAACAGAUAAGAGCAUAAAGCUUAAAAAAGCAACCACUAUUUGAACCUUUUUUUCCCCCCAAAAUGAUGCAUGU
Molecule: messenger RNA, 2410 nt
Organism: Oryzias latipes (Japanese medaka)
Lineage: Eukaryota; Metazoa; Chordata; Actinopteri; Beloniformes; Adrianichthyidae
Gene: gnb3a
Product: guanine nucleotide binding protein (G protein), beta polypeptide 3a
Biological process (GO): signal transduction
Molecular function (GO): protein binding
Source: RefSeq, a predicted model, not a curated record